UUGACAACCGGGAAGGAGAAAUAACAGGAGGCGCAGUUACUGAUAUAGCCAAGGUGGGACACUACUGGAGGGAGCUAGAAGGGAUCAGCCAGCCAUGCCUCCAGUUCAGGUACUUGGCGUUGCCAAGCUCAGAACAGGACUUGACAGUGUCUAAAUGAAAAAGAGGAGAGAUCUCAAGAGGGAUAACCAAUUGGCUGGCAAAGUAACAAAUGAAAAGUAACCUGACUCUAUUGACCUGCUUAACCCUGCAUGGGGGGGAAGGAUGGAAAGGAGCAGCUGUUUGCUUUGAAACAGUGGAACAGUUUUGCAGCCCUAGAAAAUGGCAUGUAACAUACCUAACCAAAGACAGCGGACUCUGUCAACAACAGGAGAAGCUCUAUACGAAAUUCUUGGUCUGCAUAAGGGAGCAUCAAAUGAAGAAAUUAAGAAAACCUACAGAAAAUUGGCCCUGAAACACCAUCCAGACAAGAAUCCAGAUGAUCCAGCUGCUACUGAGAAGUUUAAAGAAAUCAACAACGCCCACGCAAUACUUACCGACAUUUCAAAGAGAAGCAUAUACGACAAGUACGGAUCGCUGGGACUCUACGUGGCCGAGCAGUUUGGAGACGAAAACGUUAACACCUACUUCAUGCUGUCGAGCUGGUGGGCAAAGGCCCUGUUUGUCAUCGUUGGCCUCUUGACGGGCUGCUAUUUUUGCUGCUGCCUGUGCUGCUGCUGCAACUGCUGCUGUGGACAUUGCCGGCCCGAGUCAUCAGUGCCAGAAGAGGACUUCUAUGUGUCCCCAGAGGAUCUGGAGGAGCAGAUCAAGUCUGACAUGGAAAAAGAUGUGGACUUUCCAGUUUUUCUCCAGCCUACAAAUGCAAAUGAGAAAACACAGCUAAUCAAAGAAGGAUCUCGAAGUUAUUGCACAGACUCUUGAUAUUGAGCCCUCAGAGAGUCCACGGUCCCUCCUCUCAGUUCAGUCUUGUCUCCAGAUGGUCGUAGGGGAGUGUGUGGGGCAUAAAGUGCUGUGAACUUUUC
Molecule: messenger RNA, 1020 nt
Organism: Gorilla gorilla gorilla (western lowland gorilla)
Lineage: Eukaryota; Metazoa; Chordata; Mammalia; Primates; Hominidae
Gene: DNAJC5B
Product: DnaJ heat shock protein family (Hsp40) member C5 beta
Exons: 6
Coding region: 320-919 (199 amino acids)
Source: RefSeq, a predicted model, not a curated record